GCAGAGCAGGCGGAGGAGGAGGAGAGAGGAGGAGGAGGAGGAGGAGGCAGUGGUGCCAUUGGGCCGGGGCAAUUAGCUCUCUUGCAGCUAGCUGCCACCGUUCGAGCGACGGGAGGCUCGCGUUCUUUCGACGAUCGCUGCUGUUGCAGUGGCUGUCUUGUCACUAACCGUUUUGGAGGUCGCACCUCAUCGCGAGGAGUUGGAGGCCUGAAAGAUCGGUCUUGAACGUGAGUGGCGACAGGGUCUAGGACUCUGAGUUGACCCGUCAUUUCCUUCUUGGUCACUGUCGCUCACUCGCUCCCUCGGACCUCUGUGCCGUCGGCAUCGACGAGAGCACGGGGCAUUUGUCGUUUGAGACGAGGGUGUCUGAAUGGACAAACUUGUGAUGAGAUUGAUCGGGAAAUGAGCAGGCUUUAGGGUUGAUUGCAGCCCAGUAAAAUGACGAAAGGUAAGAGUCAUCAUCCGCAGGCGUAUGGAGAUGAGGCGUAUUGGGACAAUCGCUACAGCCAAGAUGCCGGAUCUUUCGAUUGGUAUCAACGCUACUCAGGAUUAAGUCCGAUCAUCACCAAAUAUAUUUCUAAGACUCAUCGAAUAUUGAUGGUUGGCUGCGGUAAUGCAGUCAUAUCGGAGGACAUGGUUAAUGAUGGCUACCAAGAAAUUGUUAACGUCGACAUCUCACAGGUGGUCAUCGAUGCGAUGGUGAAGAAGUAUAAAGAUGUUCCUCAACUACAAUACUUGCGGCUGGAUGUUCGGGAGAUGAAGUUUUUCAAAGACGCGACGUUCGAUUCUAUUGUUGACAAAGGCAUGUUUGAUUCACUCAUGUGCGGAGCAAGCGCCCCCUACAGUGCUGCACGAAUGCUGGAGGAGGUUCGAAGGGUUUUGAAGCCAGGAGGUGUAUACAUGCUGAUCACGUACGGUGAUCCUCGAGUUCGAAUGUCGCACUUGAAGGGGCCAGAAAUGAACUGGUCCAUUGCCCUCCACGUUAUACCAAGACCGGGUUCGAAAAGGGCGGCAGAGAGUUCUUCUAGAGUCAUUACGGACCCCCUGCUUCUGAAUGACGAUGGCACUUUAGGUCCACAAUUUGGUCUGGAAGAUCCAGACUUGCACUACGUUUAUGUAUGCACCAAGGAAGCUCCGGUUAAACCAGCAGUUCCUGACAAGAAGAAAAAGCCUGCUGCCAAAAAGUAAUGGUCACGUAGUUCUAUCAAUCAAAGGAUUGGAAAUGACGCCAAGUUAUCAGACGCAAGAUGGUUCUCACUCAGUUGAGAAAACUGUUAUUACAUCAUGUUUCUAGAAAAAAAGGCCUUAUUCUGAAUGCACAUCCUAGAGUGCGAUUCGUGAUUGUUCAACAACCCAAAUGGGGCAUACAUCAGUGAAAACGGUAGGGUGCCGUGUAGUGGUUUGCUUUGUUACUGUCAGAAUUUCUAUAGCUCUGUGUCUGUAGUCAGAUAUCAUGGUUCGAGAAGUUCCUUCGUUGUCCAGCAGUCAAAACUUGUAAUCUAGUUUAUCAGGUACCAUGUCAUGGUGUCUUUUUCCCUGUGGCGGGACAGGCACAUCUAUUUUGUACAUUUGGAGAUCUACCGACAUUUAUAUAUCCGUCUAGAGGGCGCCUGCAUUUAUUGUUGCCACUCAUGCAAAUCUGUAAUCAGUUUGAUGUGUUUAUCAUAGUUUUCUCGACCU
Messenger RNA from Marchantia polymorpha subsp. ruderalis, 1680 nucleotides. NCBI's taxonomy places the organism in Eukaryota, Viridiplantae, Streptophyta, Marchantiopsida, Marchantiales, Marchantiaceae. The record is from the annotation of a GenBank genome assembly.